GGGAGUGAAAGUUCUUAGCCAACCCCACCACCACUCGGCUUUGAACCAAUCAAGCCCAGGGCGAUAUAUGGUACCGAGGCGCUUUCAUAGUGAUGAUCGUUGUCGGUCCGAGAAAUUAAGCUGUGGCGAGCAAGUCUCCCGACUUGUUCAUUGACUCCCCACUGUGGACCUGCGUCAUGAGUUCUACAUAGACAAGUCUUGGUUUGCGCGUCGCGGGUGCGACUGAGCUGAGGAAAAUCUGUCGACCUUUUCUAGGUUUGAAGCUCGUGGACCAUCCCUGGAGUUUCUACCUGCAGUAUACUCACUGCUCCAGUGUGCAGUUCAAGAAUUCGCCGAAGUUUCUACAGCGUUACCUUUCAUCCCGGGCAUGGAUACGUGUGCUGUUUUCUUCUAAUUUUUUCGUAACUGGGGUGUCAUGAGAGCUUAGGGUCUUACGCGUUGGAUUUGGGACGCACUCUCUGCGCUGCCAGCCUUACUUGAAGGACAAGGUCUUCUUGUGAAUAUAAUAGCGCUUGGUGCGCAGCAGAUUUCGCUAGUCCAGUUAGUUGGGUGCGGAACGACAACUCAGCCAAUUGCGAGAAGGAAGGUGGUGCGAGUGGAGGCGCAGGCGAGAGUGGAAACAUCCCCAUGAGAUUACUAGCUGUCUGGAUCCUUCAGAAACUUUAUGUCUACAGCAAGAGAUACACGAGUUUUAUGAAAGCUAAGAAUCUCUUAGCGAUUAGCUGGAGUUGGUAGCCUCACAACUUGUCACAUCUAUAAAGCAGUUUUAAGGCGAGCUGAUCGGAAGGUGGACAACACAAAGACAGCAGCAAAUUUGUAGAAAACUAGUCGCGCAAGUUGAAUAUCAUCAUGGCUGGUGAUACCAAUACCACUGCGAGAACGUUGGAAUACAUGCCCACCUGGGCGCUGGCUUCGGUAGCUGCGGUCUUCGUCAUUAUCUCCAUUGCCUUCGAGCGCUUGUUGCACUCGCUUGGUCAUUAUCUACGGGAGACCAAGCGGAAACCUCUUCUUGCGGCCUUACAGAAGAUGAAAGACGAAUUGAUGUUGAUGGGAUUUAUUUCGUUGACCAUCACUAUAUUGCAAGAUCCAGUGUCUAAAUUGUGCGUUCCAUCCUCCGCUUUCAACAAAUGGACUCCUUGCGAACUUUCCGAGAGACCCACUGAUGUGAUAGCGCCUCCGAGUUCCGAACAUAGCCGGAGACUUCUGGCUUCGGAGACAUCCACAACCAAUACUUGUAAAGAGGGUUACGAGCCAUUUGUGUCACCCAACAUCAUUCAUCAGCUUCACAUCUUUGUCGUUGUUCUAGCAUUGGUUCAUGUGGUGUACUCCUGUCUGACCAUGCUGCUUGCCUUCACUAAGGUCUAUCGCUGGAGAGUGUGGGAGAACGAAGCGCACGACGCAUCACGGAGAGUCACAAUGCCAGAACUUGCACACAACAUAUUUCUUCAACGGCAGUCGACAUUCGUUAGGUACCACACAUCGAGGCCGUGGAGCAGAACCAGACUUCUUGUCUGGAUGGUUUGCUUCUUCCAGCAAUUUUAUAUCCCUCGCUCCGACUACCUGACUCUACGACUCAGCUUCAUCACGACACAUCGUCUUAAAGAUGUGUACGAUUUUCACGCAUAUAUGCUGCGGACCAUGGAAGACGAAUUCGAAACCAUUGUAGGCAUAAGUUGGUGGCUGUGGUUUUGUGUUCUCAGUAUAUGGAUCUUAAAUAUAGAUGGAACCCAGUUGUAUUUUUGGACUUCGUUAGUGCCCGUUGUGAUUAUACUCGUCAUAGGAACGAAGAUGCAGCACGUUAUCUCAACGUUAGCGUUGGAAAUGAAUAAGAACGAUAGAGACAGGCCAGUCCCAGUACAUUUGGUGCCAAUCUUGCUCCAGCCUCGCGAUCAGCUCUUCUGGUUCAAUCGACCAAGGCUUCUCCUCCAUGUCAUUCACUUGGUUCUCUUCGAGACUGCCUUCGAAUUUGCCACCUUCAUCUGGCAUGUGUGGCAAUUUGGCUUCCACACUUGUCUCUUGGAGAAGAACAAAGCGUUUGUUGGGGGUCGUCUUGCCAUCGGGUUGGCUGUGCUGCUCUUUUCCAGUUACAGCACACUACCACUCUACGCCCUUGUUACUCAGAUGGGCAGCAGCUACAAGAAAGCGGUUAUGUCGAAGCAUGUGGAGCGAGCUUUGCGACAAUGGCACACGGACGCCAAAAACAGGCUGAAGUCGAAUACUUCUAGCGUGACUGGUGACACGCCUGACAGCUCAAUUCCAAGCUCCAGCGUCAUCAUCCAUUUCAAAUCGAAGUCGAACAACCGCAAUAUCUCGCCGUUAGGACGUAGUGGCAGGAUCUCAUCCACAGGGGAUUUGUCGACCAUGGAGGAAGGUUCUCUCUUUACUAGGAGUCCUGCUAGUACCACUACAACCAGCAGCACAGUGCCGUCAUUGAGUCUGAUGUCACCUACAACGCCGCUUGAAAGGGGAAAACACUGACCAACAUUCGAGUAGGACCAAUUCUACUGAACCGAAUCGGACCUGUCAACGGAAUUCAACCAACACCCUGUUUCAAUAGCCCAACAACGACCUGUUUCAACACUGUGCUUUAAUUCCGAAUGUCCCACCCCGCUUUUUCCAAAGCCGAGUACUCAAUCGUCAACGCUCCAGUGCAACCAUUGAAGAGCGUCCACAAUUCACAGCCGUUACACCAACUGAUCAUUUUUAUCAGUACCAAUCUGUUGACUAUGGUUCAGACUCUCCCGGAGCUCAAUCAACAUUGCCAUUAGCAGAACGAAUAGCUCGGAUCAGAUCAGAUCCAAUGUAAGUAUGUACGCAACUACUAUUCUAGAUACCACAUUCCAAGGUUAGCAUGUAAUCUACUGCUUUUGUAGCUCGGUGGUCUUUGUCGAAUACCAACCAACCUGGAGCUCAUUUCACAGCAUUAGUGAUACUGGAACAUGAUGACUGCGACUAAAAUUUUAUCAGAUUAGCGUUGGGAGUGGGGCGCUGAUUAAGACGACCAGCUCCUCCUCCCCGCAUGUAAACUAGAAUCAACGUGAAUCAACCUAUAACUGUAAAUGCAAAGAAGACAUAGAUUUACCAAGCUUCAAUGUAGAUGCCUCAAUAAUGUGUAGAGGUAUCACGUCACCACAUUCAAAGAAAGAUCGAAUAGUGGGACCGACUUUUCAGUUUUAGAAUACUGAAAAGUCUAGAAUACUGAAAAACCAUUCCUUAAAAAAAAAACUGUUUAUACUUUA
This is a messenger RNA of Physcomitrium patens, 3239 nucleotides long. Its product is annotated as MLO-like protein 14. Lineage: Eukaryota; Viridiplantae; Streptophyta; Bryopsida; Funariales; Funariaceae. The record is from RefSeq and is a predicted model, not a curated record. Gene Ontology annotation, biological process: defense response. Gene Ontology annotation, cellular component: membrane.